This is a messenger RNA of Cokeromyces recurvatus, 679 nucleotides long. RefSeq names its product translation protein SH3-like domain-containing protein. Gene Ontology annotation, cellular component: mitochondrial large ribosomal subunit; ribosome. Gene Ontology annotation, biological process: translation. The coding region runs from base 53 to 589 and encodes 178 amino acids. The transcript has 2 exons. Gene Ontology annotation, molecular function: structural constituent of ribosome. The record is from RefSeq and is a predicted model, not a curated record. Lineage: Eukaryota; Fungi; Mucoromycota; Mucoromycetes; Mucorales; Mucoraceae.
CAGUAACAGAAGAGCAUUUAUUGCUAUUAUUUAUUAACCAUUUUGAACAAAUAUGAAUACAUUGAAGACCAUCACUUCCAAGUUAGCAAUAAGAUCUUUUCAACCAUGUGUUAAACAAUUCAACUACACAACAGCAGCAGCAGCAGCAGCUGUGACAAAAGUGCCUAAAAUUAAUGUUAUGGAGUACAUUUCAAAACAACAGAUUGAAAAGGCCAAUGUAGAUGGACGUCGUGAACUCUUUGAUCGCCAUAAUCCUCAAGGUAUUAGACCAGGAUCGAUUGUUCUUGUUGAAACAUUUAAUGGGCCUGGAGAAACAACCACAUCCACCUUUAUUGGAGUUUGUAUCUCUAUUCGUCGAAAGGGCAUAGACACAAAUUUCACUCUUCGUAACAUUGUGAUGCGUGUUGGUGUGGAGCAGAGAUAUUCACUUUAUUCACCAUUAUUAAAGAGUAUUAAAAUAUUACAGAAGCCAAAUGAAAUUAAAUUUAAAAGAGCCAAGUUGUAUUACUUGAGAGAUCAACCUGGUAAGGCUUUCCAACCUCUUCAAUCUUUAUGGAAGCAAGAGCAACUAGAGAAAAAUGCAAAAUAAAUAAUAAAUUAAAAAGGAAAAAAAAAAAGAAAAAGUAAAAGAAAAGAUAGCUAUUAUAUUAUUAUACACACAUAUAAUAAACAAACACAU